AAAUCGUCUCACAACCAUUUAAAGCCAUAGUUUUCUCAAGAAAGUUACAAGAGAAACACCAACAAAAUGAUGAAAUUAAGCUCUAUUUUUGCUAUAGUUUUUGUUUUGUUUAUCAUUUCUACAGUUGCAGUUUCUGGCGAAGAAAUGGAAGUUAGACGUGUGGAAAGAGGAUUUUUCUGCAAUCCGGCCCUUUGCUACAGAAACUGCAAAUUAGAUGGUUACAGGAGGGGGUCAUGCUCAGGUGACGAGUGUGUUUGCAUUUAACAUGAUUAAAUUUUAAACAAUUAAUUAAGACUUAUGCAACCACCAAAGUGAUGAUAUAUUGUUGGUCACAUAUACAAAUAAUUAAUUAAUAAUUGAAAUAGUAUUUUUUAA
Tribolium madens (black flour beetle) is the source of this 375-nucleotide messenger RNA. RefSeq names its product defensin-like protein 194. Gene Ontology annotation, biological process: defense response. The coding region runs from base 67 to 264 and encodes 65 amino acids. The transcript has 2 exons. The record is from RefSeq and is a predicted model, not a curated record. Lineage: Eukaryota; Metazoa; Arthropoda; Insecta; Coleoptera; Tenebrionidae.